Messenger RNA from Trametes versicolor FP-101664 SS1, 3068 nucleotides. RefSeq lists its product as uncharacterized. The coding region runs from base 73 to 2712 and encodes 879 amino acids. The transcript is spliced from 14 exons. Lineage: Eukaryota; Fungi; Basidiomycota; Agaricomycetes; Polyporales; Polyporaceae. The record is from RefSeq and is a predicted model, not a curated record.
CGACGCCCCCACGCCAACAAUCUGCCUGACGCCCACAUUUUGCACGCCCUAGAGACCGUGGCGCACUCUCCCAUGGAUCGUCUAUGUGAUGAAGUCCUACAGCUCAUCCUUAACGAGCUCAGCAACCCUGUCGCAUUCACACUCAUCUCGAAACGCCAUCAUGAAUUCUCCAAGGACCCAUAUGUCCGCGCAUCCUAUUUUCUCGCUCGUUCGGGGCGCAUACAAGCACUCUACUGGGCUCUGGGCCGGGGGAAACUGCUAAACGAGCGGGUUAUUGACAUCCUAUUGAGUAGCGGCGCACAUCUGUCCCGGUAUCUCGUGCAAUGCGCCAUGCAUCACUAUUUCCGGACGCAAGUGCCGUUCAUCAAGACGCGUUGGGUGCGGACGAUACCCCUUCCCGUCUUCUCCUAUUUCCUCUCCAUCGCUGCACGCAUGUAUGGAGACAUACCCGUUGCCAAGGGCGAGGACGAUGGAUCGCUCUUGACUUUGCUGCUGAAGCAGAGUCGAUUUCCGUCAGAAUACCGCGCGGCGAAGUGGGAGCAGGUCAGGGACGUGGUCGAGAAGUACAAGUUUAUCCCCUUCUCAGAUAGGGAUCCCAUGAUGGCCCAGUUCCCACUGGUGCUCGCUAUCGAACCACGGUUACUGCCGCACGCACGGCAGAACGGCUUCAAUAUGGACCGCAAGUACCGCAACUUCGUGUUCCGCAGAAUGUUUGAGAAGCCGGCGAUUAUGUUUGAAUCCCGUGCGGAAGAGAUAGUGCAGAACGUCCGCGAGCUGUCGCGCCUCGACCCCGAUAUGUUUCUCAGCCGCACGGUCGCCGCGGAGAUCUGCAUGGAAGCGAAGACAAACGAACCGGCGUACACGGCCCUAAAGCGGCUCGACAAGGAAGGCGUCCUCAGAUUUGAGUUGGCGUCGGUCGUUGCAGAGCUUGUAAAGCUUUUCCUGAACACCCGUUCCGUGACAACGAGCUAUACUGCGAGCGUGCUGCGAGUGCUCUACAAGGACUUCCCGUCCGAGGACCCCACCGUUCGCCUGGUCCUGCUGCUAACCAUAUUCCUCUCGGAGUCGACCCCCGUGCCGUCAAGCCUAUCAAUCACCUCAGAACAGUCGGUCUCGUUAGCGCGAUACGUGGAAGCGUGCCACGACGAUAUUGAAGAGAUGAGCCUCGGACCGCUGACCCGGAAGGACAUCACCGACGUGCUGCUGAGCAAAUUCGUGCCCGAGCGCUUUGGGGGCAUCCUUGAGUACGCGCGCGCUAUCCUGAAGCUGGGCAAGGGCGAGAUGGACGGGAUUGUGACGGACGUUGCGCUCGGGUGCCUCGAGAUCGGGUGCAAGGGCCGGAUGCUCAAGAAGCUCGUCGAGGCGCACGAGUUCGCCGGGCCCGUGGUCGCGACACAAAUCGUGAAGCGCUACCGCAUUGACAUCGACGACUUGCCGCCGAUGGAGGACGAGAAGGCGUGCAAGGAGUACAGCGCGCCACUCUGCGUCGACCUUAUGCUGCGUGGGCGGGUACUGCUGGGCUUUGAGGAGGCUGCCGCCGCCGCGGGACCCACUGUGCAGAUGCCUGAACCUACAGAGCCACCGCAUGUGAUGGGUUCGGAGCAAGACACGGCCAUGGAGGGGAUGGGAGAGGAAGAUGCGGAAGAGGUGGAAGCUUUGACUGACAACGAGGAAGACCCCGACGACAGGGAUCCUGAAAGGGACGCAGACCACGAAGACCUGGGCACGAUUGGGCAAGACACACUCUCGGCUAUGAUCCGCAAGGACGAGAUGAUACCGACCCGCAGGCGGCGAUAUCAAGAGUUGUACACAAACUAUCAUGACAGCAUUGGCAAGCUGCCGUACCCCGCAGACUACACACAGGUCGGCACAUGGAUCCAGAACCAUUAUGGGCACCUCAGCGCGGCCGCGGCGGUGGUCCGGAUCCAUGCCGUUAUCAACCAGAACUAUAAUGUUCUGCACCAUCACCAGUACCCGACCGACGGCCAUGCCGUGGGGUGCCGCGUGCCGACGACCCUGAAGCAGUUCAAGAUCCUCGCGCGGCUAGGCAAGAGCCCGAGCAUGGGCCUGUACGACGACAUCGAGUGCGGGACCGAGUUUUACUUCAGCGAGGAGGACUACCUGAGCGCGGAGGACCUGAGUGGCGUCGUCCCUGCCCCAGGAAAGAAGACGCGGCGAUCGCGGGCGAUCAAGUGCGAGACGAGUCCGACACCUGCGCCACCCUCCUCUGCCGGCGCCGGGCCGUCCACGUUGGCAAAGACGGAGGGCGUACCGGCGAGUAAGCGGCCGCGACGGAGCGUCGCGACGAGCGUGAAGUCGUACGUGGUGCCAGAUAGCGACGACGAGGGCAUCGCGGACGGACGGGACGACUCGCUGCAGCGGUUCGCGAAGAAGAGGCGGGCAGAGUCGAACAUGCAGCGCUGGAUCAAGCACCUCGCAAUUAUGCUCAAGGAUGAGCAGAAGAAGUACAACGAGCGGAAACGCCGGAUACACGCUGCAACACCACCAGGGUCCAAGGUCAAGGUGCCGAAGACGGAGUUCCACAAGUCGCUCGCGUUCAAUCUGCCGCGGCUGCGCCGGAUCGACCGGGCCAAGCGCGAGAAGCUGUACGGGACGGACGUGCCUGACGAAGACCACAGCGAGAGCGACGAAGACGAGUAUCAGUACCGGACCACGCGCGCGAAGCGGCGCAAGGUGGACGACAGGGACUAGACCGGAAUGGGCGGCGCGGCGGAAGAAGCCCCGCUCUUCCCCGCUCGCGCUGCGCCCGGCUUCGGUGGUUCGACGACGUGCAUAUUUGACUCCUUUGGGGCCCACAGAACGAUGGACACGCCACGCACGCUUUCUCUCUGGUUCUCUCACUCAUAGCUACGACACCGCAUUCUCACUCGCAUUAGCAUCGACCAUCAUCUCACACACUCUCGACGGUUUCCGGGCCCCCGGGCUGAGCGGGGCCUCGCUGGAUUUGUUAUCUGCAUCUGCAUUUUUCACGGCUCGCACUCUGUCUGCAUGAACUCUAAUCGUAUAGUCUAAUGUCAACGUAGUCACGAAAAUAAUACGAGCACGGA